CUUGGAUUUUAUUUUUUUUACUUGCCUCCGAAGAUCUCUACAAUUAUUGCCAUGGAGUGGCGGAUUCUCUACCUAAAAGGCAACACGGAAAAAGUUUUGUGGGAAGCUCAGGAAGACCUAUGGAUCCCGACUUCCUUGGGACUUACGGGAAGAAUUUGGGAUUUGGUAGGAUCCAUGCAGUGAGAGAUCCUCUGCUUUGGACCUGCUUGGCUGAUCAGGCUCUCCAGAGGCUGAACCUCUUUUCUGUACAGCCUGUAUUUGGAGGAGGGCAAGGGGUCAGACCCUAAAGGAGUUGCGAGAGCCUUAAGCCUCAACACUGAUGAACUGAGGGAUGAGUACAGGUAGAGUCAACUCUUACAGCAUUGUAUCUUCUGAGGAAGACGGGUUGACUUUAACCACCAUGCCUGGAGCGAAUGGCUUCGGCAACGGCAAGAUCCACACGAGGAGAAAAUGCCGGAACCGGUUCGUGAAGAAGAAUGGCCAGUGCAACGUUGAGUUUACCAACAUGGAUGACAAACCUCAAAGGUAUAUCGCAGACAUGUUCACAACGUGCGUGGACAUUCGUUGGAGAUAUAUGUUGUUACUCUUCUCCCUCGCCUUUCUGGUCUCCUGGUUGUUAUUUGGUCUUGUUUUUUGGCUGAUAGCACUCGUGCACGGAGAUCUGGAGAAGCCGAUGGGCGACGAAACGUUCACACCUUGCCUGCUGCAAGUGAACGGCUUUGUCGCCGCUUUCCUGUUCUCCAUCGAGACUCAGACGACUAUCGGCUAUGGGUUCCGUUGCGUGACGGAGGAAUGCCCUCUAGCCGUCUUCAUGGUUGUCCUCCAAUCCAUUGUGGGGUGUAUAAUAGACUCUUUCAUGAUUGGUGCAAUCAUGGCAAAAAUGGCUAGGCCCAAGAAAAGGGCCGAAACCUUACUCUUCAGCCAUCACGCUGUCAUCGCCAUGAGAGACGGCAAGCUUUGUCUGAUGUGGAGGGUGGGUAAUCUUCGAAAGAGCCAUAUUGUUGAAGCUCACGUACGAGCUCAGCUAAUUAAGCCCCGCAUCACCGAGGAAGGGGAAUACAUCCCACUUGACCAAAUAGAUAUUGAUGUCGGGUUUGAUAAAGGCUUGGACCGUAUAUUCUUGGUGUCUCCUCUCACCAUCCUUCAUGAAAUCACUGAAGAAAGCCCUCUGUUUGGGAUUGGCCGGCAGGAUUUGGAAAACGAUGAUUUUGAAAUCGUGGUCAUCCUGGAGGGUAUGGUGGAAGCCACCGCCAUGACAACCCAAGCCCGGAGCUCCUACUUGUCCAGCGAGAUCCUUUGGGGCCACCGCUUUGAGCCUGUCUUGUUUGAGGAGAAAAGCCAAUACAAAGUGGACUACUCGCACUUCCACAAGACCUACGAGGUCCCGUCGACCCCCUGCUGUAGUGCCAAGGACUUGAUGGAAAACAAAUUCCUCCUCCCGAGCACCAAUUCCUUCUGUUACGAGAACGAACUGGCCUUCAUAAGCCGCGACGAGGAGGAGGAGGAGGAGGAAGAUGAUGACAGUAGGGGCUUGGAUGAUCCAAAUUCAGACACUCAACCUGAAUUCGACAGGCUUCAGGCUACAGUGGCCCUCGAUCAAAGGUCAUACAGAAGGGAAUCGGAAAUAUGACCCCGGGGCCCUGUAACUGUUUCCUGAGGGCACCCUUCUCCUCUGUUCCUCUUCCCCUACUAAAAAAAAAUUUAAAUUAUGCAGAACAAUGCAAGUGCCAUAGGGAUGCCUGAGAAUUAGUUUGGUAUGUAAUUUUGGGUUGGUUGUGUUUGUUUGUUUGCUUUAGUUUCAUUGCAAUAACCACUGAAUGGCCAAGGCAGGGGGAUCUCAAGGGGCCUCAAAGUGUUGUAAUCGUACAGUAUUAAUAAAGCUGCUUAGACAGUAUUGGAGGGCAGAGUCAAUACGGAGAGACCCAGUGCUUGACCUGGAUACUCUGCAUAGAAGCUCAGGCUGCAGAUAGAGUGAGAGAUUUAGAUUUAGUCCCCCUUCCGAGAAAACGGAGGUAAAAGGAAGAAGAAUAUGUCAGCAAAGAAAACCUUGUGCAUGUUGUUGUUUUAAAAACUUAACAAAACAUGUUAUAACUAAAUACAAUUAUAGACGUUAACUGCCAGGAGAUGUGAUUCAGUUGCACUAGAUGAACACUUGAAGUUAUGCACCCUAAUGUACCCCUUUUCAAUUUAGGGGAAAGAAAAGGGGUAUGUAUUUUUCCAACUUCCCUCUUGGGAAACUGCUUACCAAAAAGGUUUGGUUUUUUUCCACCAGAAAUGUGAUUACUUUUUAAAGAAGGGAGAAAUGGGAAUGGAGCUGGCAUUGUACCAAGCUGCCGUGGGUCAAGGAUGUUUAUUUUUGAAGAUGAAUAUUUUCUUCUAGGAAAACAUUUCAGGUAUUUUCAUCAUCCAGUGGCCUAAAAAAAAAAAAUCAAGGGGAGCUUUCCCACAAACCAUAUGGAGGAACUUAAAAAACACACCAACAUUUGUAAGGGAGGGGGUAUUGUUGAGAACUUCCCAGAUCUCACUGCCCACUGAUUCUCCCCGCAAAUGGGGACCCUCUGAGAUAUUUCUCUCCAGUCAGGCUGCAAGACUUGAAGUAAGUCUGAUGAAGUUAUUGGGGAAUGGUCCUUGGUGUGUUGGAGGGAGGAUGGGAUAGGCUAGCAAGGGUCAAAAGGUAUGAGAAAGACUAAGAACUCCUCUUUCCACCCAUCAAUUCUUCCCUAGAAAUAUCCUCCCCACAUUAACAUCACCUCAUGAAAUUCAGAAUGUCAGUUUGCUGAGGUAACAUAUGGUUUUCCCCUUAGCUAAUAGAAAACUAGGCCUUGUUUGGCAGAGGCUGUUGUUCCGUAGAUUUUCUGAUAGAUUUCAAGGAUAAUUAAUAUAUUUGUAGGGGGGGGGGGAUUACUUUCCAAGAAGGAAUGUGUUGACCUCUUUAAUGUUCUGCACCCUGUUUUUGUCCCACCCCCAUUUUUUGACUACCCAACAAAAAAGGACCAGAUCUUCAACCAGUAUGAAGAUCUCGUGUCGUUCUGUCAACAUCACUGGAAACUCAAUCACUGGGUGCCCGUUUGGCUGGCAUCUCCUCCUGUCAAAAUAGAUGAAACAAAAGGGGCUGACAGGAAAAAUAUUUUCCUUAAAGAGAAGCUACUCGCGAGCUUUUUUUAAAAAAAACAUGGAUCGUCUGCUUUCUCUGAGGUAGUCAGAGGAGUUGCCAACUUUUCAAUCGACUCCUUUCAGCUGUGCCUGACAGCAGCUUCAAAUGCAAACAAUAGCAGGCUGUAAUGCUGACACUGCCAGUUGACUUCUGUAUGUCAAACCACUGUAAAAAGGGACAAGUGUUGUUUUGUCCUGGUUAGUUGGCAACACUAAUGGUCAGUGGACUGCCUAUGUAUGCCUUUAUCCCCAAUACGGGUAUGGAACCCAGAAAAGGUAAUACAGUUGCAGAGCUUCCCCAGCUGUUACCUAUCAGCAAACCCUUACAAAACCAAGCCCCUCCCAGUCCAGAAUGGACUUAAAACACUGGGGGGAAAGGAGGGAUAUGCCCUUUAUCACCAGUCAGUAUCCAUCAUCUCAGGGCAAAAUCUGGACUCACUUUGCAUCCUGAUUUUUUUCUUUUAAACUGAGCCACAGAGAAGUCUGACUCCUGGAUUUUUGCAAUAAUACUCUUUUGAGACUUUUUGAUAAUUUCUAACAUCUUCCCUUGUAGACCACUUGGAGGUGACUUUAAUGGAAUGUCAGGGUAGAAGUCCUUUAAAAUAUAUGGCUCGACUGAGUUCUUCACAUAAUAGUUAAUUAAAUCUGCCCUGGUGGCAGGCGUACCGAGGUGCUGGUCAGCUCAUGAGAAUCGCAAAAGCGGGCCAACCCUCAGAUGUAUAGACCAGUUUUAAAUUUAGGGAAAAUAUUUCCUAGAGGACCAUGUGUACAUUUCCAAAGAUUUACAUUCAUUCUUUUGAGGCUCUUAAAAUUACUUCCCCCCUCUCCAUAACUAUGAAGAUGAAGCACGGGG
Molecule: messenger RNA, 4006 nt
Organism: Gekko japonicus
Lineage: Eukaryota; Metazoa; Chordata; Lepidosauria; Squamata; Gekkonidae
Product: ATP-sensitive inward rectifier potassium channel 12
Exons: 2
Coding region: 332-1630 (432 amino acids)
Biological process (GO): regulation of monoatomic ion transmembrane transport; potassium ion import across plasma membrane
Cellular component (GO): plasma membrane
Molecular function (GO): inward rectifier potassium channel activity
Source: RefSeq, a predicted model, not a curated record